GCAGACCCUGUGAUAGCCGGCUGAUGGAGCUUCAUCACCAACAGCCGCAGGAAGAAGCCGCGACUUUAUAAAGUUAAAAGGAAUCUUCUGCAAACCUCUUCAACCACAUCAAGACAACGUGCUUCAAACUGCUGAUUCGUCCCAGGAAAAGCCACUAAAAUGACGGCCGCGGUGUUUUUCGGCUGCACCUUCAUCGCUUUCGGCCCAGCCAUCGCACUAUUCCUGUUUACCAUCGCCCGGGAGCCGCUGAGGGUCAUUUUCCUCAUAGCGGGGGCAUUUUUCUGGCUGGUGUCUCUGCUGCUGUCAUCCCUGGUGUGGUUCAUCUCGGUUCAGAUCAGUAACAAGGAGAGUGCGGCUCAGCAGAAAGGACUGCUCAUUUUUGGUGUGGUGCUGUCGGUCCUGCUGCAGGAAACUUUCCGCUUCGCUUACUACAAGCUGCUAAAGAAAGCAAAUGAAGGCCUCCUCACUCUCAGUCAGGAGGAAACCAUGCCGAUCUCCAUCCGUCAGCUGGCUUAUGUGUCCGGCCUCGGCUUCGGUUUCAUGAGCGGAGCGUUCUCUGUGGUCAACAUCCUGGCGGACUCGGUGGGCCCGGGCACCGUGGGGAUCCACGGAGACUCACAGCACUACUUCCUGUCCUCAGCUUUCAUGACCAUGGCCAUCAUCCUCCUACACAUGUUCUGGGGCGUGGUGUUCUUCGAUGCCUGUGAGAAGCAGCGCUGGUGGGCUGUGGCGGCCGUCGUCAUCAGUCACCUCGUCGUGUCCUGCCUGACCUUCCAGAACCCCGAGUACGUGGCCAGCCUGGUUCCCACCUACGUCAUCAUGUUCCUGAUGGGCGUCUGGGCGUUUUACUCGGCUGGAGGUUCCCUCAGGAACCUCAAACUCUGCCUCACCUGCAAAGAUAAGGACUUCCUGCUGGCGAACCACCGGGCCAGAUAACCCAGCACGUCCAGGCAGCGUGCAGGACUCUUUAUCCAAAGACCACCGAGUUCACACACACACACAUACGCACAUGCACACACACACACUCACUCACUCAAGAAGGAAGGAGUGCUGAAAGUUAGUCUGCUGUACUGUCUAAAAUGUGUAAUAAUGGAUUCUUGUGUUUCAUCUGUUCAGUCUGUUUGAUUGCUGAUGUCCUGAUGCUUCAGAGGAAACAGACUGGAGAUGUCUUUGCAUUAUGAUCUUAAAGUGGCAGCACUCUUUCACAUCCUUCACAUACACUCAUGUUUUUAACUUCUCUGACAGCUAUCUACUGUCAACUAUGUCCAGCGUUUUUCCCACAUGUGGAUUUUUUUUUGUUUGUUUUUGCUGCGAAAUAUUUUGUGUAAAUAAUCAUUUUUGAAUGAUCGUGAUCUGUAGAUAGUGAACCAUUUUUAAAUGAUGUCUGCUCUGAGUAAAAACUUGUUAGUGUGCUCACACUUAUGCUUGGUCCAAUUUAAAAACCAGCCCAGUUGUGACUGUGUGGUCCAUCAGUGGAAGUGUGCUUGCAGCUGCUUCCAGAUUUGAUUGUCUGAUUGCAACAGAGUUAACACACAAACACGGUGUCCUCUCAGCAGAAGGUAACUGAUGUGCACAGCGAUGGUAUCUUGUCUCUGUCUACAUUUUGAGAUCUUCAUCCUUUCAUCCAUCUGUCUUCUCUGCAGCUUUAUGUUGUGGAAAGUGGCUGUGUUGGGUGCUGGAGCUGAUUCCAGCAGAGGCAGUUUACAAACACACACUCACCUUUAUCACCGGGCUGCUUUUUAGAGGUACAACUAACUUCUUAUCUGGAGAAAACGGAGAGAACACAGAAAGGCUCAAAGAGACCGACUUUGAGCUGACAGCAGUCACCACGACAGCUUUGUUCAAAUCCCAAAUAACUUUUUAAGGAAGGUAUGUUUGAAAAUAUACAUCUUCAACCAUUGCUGAGUAUAGUUUUGUUUCUUUACCUAAUGUCAUAAAGUGAUCUUGUAACACCAACCCCACCCUUUUUGCGCAGAACCAAUAAUUAUACAUGACGGAUGAACACUGUAUUGUUGAGGCUUUGUCCAGAGUUCCUUCCGAGUGGACCAAUCAAGAACAUGAGUGGUUUUUGUGCGUUUUAUCCAAGUUAGCUCAAGGUCACAACCUAAUUAGCUUCUUAAGACUUCUGAAGUGAGAGAGCCACUGAGUGAUGUGGACUGGGACUGAACAAAAAUUCAGAUUUAUCUUCAGAUCUUAUAGGAUGAAAAUAUUCAAAAGUUGUCAUCUCAAUGCAACUGAAGUCUAAAAAAAAUGAUCUCCCUUUAAAUACAGGGUUGCAGACACUAUUUGUUUUAAAAACUGUAAAUGUGAGCACAUUUUUUUGGAUUGCUUGGUAAUCUCUGAAUGUUUCUUUGUUGCCUUUUUUCUUUGUUGCAGGUUUUUGUGGAUGAGUGAAAGGAGCCGAUGUGUCAGGCAUAUUAGGAAUGAUGAGAAUGAGUGGGCUUUUCUUUGCAGCUGAUUGUGUCCUGUUUAUUAAUCACUUGUACAGUGUUUGAUUACUUUUCAUCGUGUUAUUUGUGGAUAGCAAGAAUGUUGGUUCAAUAUGUACAUUUUGAUGAUGGUCCUGGCACUUUACUCCAUGACUGAAUCUGAGUUAUGUAGAGGUAAAAAGGAAAAAAAAAAAGACUUUGGGUUGCUGAUUUAUUAGG
This is a messenger RNA of Salarias fasciatus (jewelled blenny), 2648 nucleotides long. RefSeq names its product aph-1B gamma-secretase subunit (gene aph1b). The record is from RefSeq and is a predicted model, not a curated record. Gene Ontology annotation, biological process: positive regulation of catalytic activity; protein processing. Bases 160 to 936 code for a protein of 258 amino acids. Gene Ontology annotation, cellular component: membrane. The transcript is spliced from 6 exons. Lineage: Eukaryota; Metazoa; Chordata; Actinopteri; Blenniiformes; Blenniidae.